UUUCGAGUUCACAAAAAGAAUUUCCUCGCUCUACCGCCGCCGUCUCUCUUCUCUCAGCAAGGUUGAAUCAUCAGAGAAGAAAGGGUUUUACACUGCGGCGUAAAGGAUGAAGCUUGACGUGAAUGUGUUGAGAUAUUUAUCCAAAGAUGAUUUUCGAGUUCUCACUGCUGUCGAGAUGGGAAUGCGAAACCAUGAGAUUGUUCCUUCUGAGCUUGUGGAGCGCAUUGCUUGUCUAAAACAUGGAGGCACCUACAAGGUCCUGAAGAACUUGCUCAAGUAUAAGCUUUUGCACCACGAUUCCUCUAAAUAUGAUGGAUUCCGACUCACCUAUCUGGGUUAUGACUUUCUUGCCAUUAAAACAUUGGUCAACCGGGGUAUAUUUACCGGUGUCGGUCGUCAGAUUGGUGUUGGUAAAGAGUCAGACAUAUUUGAGGUCGCUCAGGAAGAUGGAACUAUUCUAGCAAUGAAGUUACAUAGACUAGGGAGAACCUCCUUUAGGGCUGUCAAAUCUAAGCGUGACUACUUGAGGCAUCGCAGUAGUUUCAGCUGGUUGUAUCUCUCCCGACUUGCAGCUCUCAAGGAGUUUGCUUUUAUGAAGGCUUUGGAAGAACAUGACUUUCCGGUUCCAAAAGCUAUUGACUGCAAUAGACAUUGUGUUAUCAUGUCCCUUGUGCAAGGUUACCCCAUGGUUCAGGUGAAGCAAUUACAGAACCCUGAGACAAUUUUCGAGAAGAUCAUUGGUAUUGUUGUUCGUUUGGCUGAGCAUGGUCUAAUUCAUUGUGACUUCAAUGAAUUCAACAUCAUGAUUGAUGAUGAAGAGAAAAUAACGAUGAUUGAUUUUCCACAAAUGGUAUCUGUUUCACACCGAAAUGCACAAAUGUACUUUGACCGUGAUAUCGAAUGCAUCUUCAAGUUUUUCAGAAAAAGGUUUAAUAUGUCUUUCCAUGAAGAUAAAGGUGAAUCAGAGGAGACGGAGGUGGAUGAGAACAGCAGACCAUCUUUUUUCGAUAUUACUAAAGAUGCUAAUGCUCUGGAUAAAGAUCUAGAAGCUAGUGGGUUCACAAGAAAGGAGCAGACUGACCUCGAUAAAUUUAUUGAAGGUGGGGUGGAGAAGAGUGAAGAUUCUGAUGAGGAUGAGGAAUCUGAUGAUGAAGAGCAGACUUGUGAAUCAAACGAAGAAGGAAACCUAAAUGAAAUAAAAUCAUUACAGUUGCAAGACAAGGAGCAAAAAAGUUCAGAUGGUGUUGAGGCAGAAGUUGAGUUGGAUAAUACCGAGAACGGUGAAAGCAAUGGAGAUGAAGAUGAAGUCGGAAGUAAUGAGGAGGAGGAAGAGAAAGAGGCAGAGCUGGAGAAAAAUUUGGGCAAGGUAAGACGCAGAGCCAUGGCAGCAGCCAGGGGACGUAGAAAGUCACAGUCUUCAAGAAACACAUACAAGGACAAAGGACGCGGAUCCCAAAACUCCAAGAUCCACAGCAACAUGAGCGGCUUUUGAUACUCCAACUGUGGGCUUGAAUGGGCCGUAUAAUGAUGUAAACGGGCCCAUAAUCUUUUUCUAGUGACUUUUUCUCGAAUCGUUGAGUUUUCCAAAUUGAACACCAACCAAUGUACUGAGACAGAGAAAUUAAAUUAUAACGGAUAUGUUUCUUAAUAAAUCAAAUCUCAAAUGUUAUUUUGUCCAAAUUUUGUUUGAUGUAGUUUUAGCGGGGCUAAACUGAAAACACAUGAAAGUCAA
Molecule: messenger RNA, 1732 nt
Organism: Arabidopsis thaliana (thale cress)
Lineage: Eukaryota; Viridiplantae; Streptophyta; Magnoliopsida; Brassicales; Brassicaceae
Product: protein serine/threonine kinase
Exons: 14
Coding region: 107-1492 (461 amino acids)
Molecular function (GO): catalytic activity; protein kinase activity; ATP binding
Source: RefSeq, marked reviewed